AUUUAUGAUUACCAAUGUAAUAUGGGGCUUAUUUUACUGGAAAAGAAAGACUUGGAGUCUAAAUACAAUGAAAUCAAAGCUGCUUCUGAGUCAGCUGAGAUAAUUUAUACGCGUGAUAAAGCUGCAAAUAUCUCUGCUUUAGGUGAAGCAAGGAAACGCGAAGAGAACCUGAAAAAGGCCUUAGGAAUAGAAAAGGAAUGCUUAGCGAAUAUUGAGAAGACCUUGCAUGAAAUGCGUGCUGAGUCUGCUGAAAUUAAAGUUGCUUAUGAAAGUAAGUUGACUGAAGCUCAAUCAAUGAUGCAAACUGCACAAAAGAUGUUUGAUGAGGCAAAGUCCAAAACGCAUGAGUUAGAGGCUGCUCAAGCAGAAGGAAGGCGUCGUCAGAAUGCUGCUCUAAGAACCUUACAGGAUGUAGAGGCUCGUGAAGAUGAACUUAGAAGACGAACUGUUUCUUUCCACUCUGAUUGUGAGGCCAAAGAGAAGGAGCUCAGUCUUCAGAGGCAAUCUCUGAAUGACAGCCAUAAGAUAUUGCGUCAAGAGCAAGAGAGAUUAAUGGAAGGGCAAAGCCUGCUCAAUCGAAGGGAAGAGCAUCUCUAUGGAAGAUUGAAUGAAAUAAGCCGUGCUGAGAAAGAAUUGGCAGAAGCAAGAUUGAAAUUCGAAGAAGAUUCAUCAAUUUUAGGGGAGGGAAAGGUUAAGUUGGAGCUUGAUGUGUCUGCUUUUGCAGCAGGAGAAGAGGCUGUCCUUAAAAGGGAAGCUCUACUUGACAAAAAGGAAAGGGAAUUGCUUAUAUUACAGGAAAAGAUUUCUAAUAAAGAAUUUGAUGAGAUGCAAAGGCUCAAAGCCGAAUAUCAACGUAAUUUUGAAAGGAAAACUUGUGAGUUUGAAGCUGAAAUGGAGCAGAGAAGGAAAUCGUUAGAGGAUGAGAUAGAAGUGAAAAUUAAAGACUGCAGUGCCUGGGAGUUUGAGCUCAAGCAGAAAGAGCAACAAAUUAUGAAGAUGGAAAAUUCAGUUAAAACUGAUCUCCAUGCCAUUUCAGACAAGCAGGAGGAUGUAAUGAAGAAACUCCAGCUUUUAGAGGAAAAAGAGAAAUCUGUACUUCUUACAGAAAAAUCUCUCGAAUCAAAGAUGCAGAACGUACAAAAAGAAAAGGAGGAAAUUAAUAAGAUGCAUGAAGAACUUCGUAAAGAGAAGAUUACACUUGAAGAUGAGAAGAUGCAACUUCUUCGUGCAGAGGAGAAACUAGCUAUCUCUGCUAAUGAGAGAAAUGAGCUGCUUGUAUUCGAAAGAAAAUUGAAAGAAGUGAUUGAUAGCUUUAGAUCUCAAAAGUUGGAACUUGAAGUUGGAGCGGAAAAAUUGAAGUCAGAAAAGGAGAAAUUUGAAAUAGAAUGGAACCUAAUUGAUGACAAACACGAGGAGUUGAGGAAAGAAGCUGAUCGAAUAGUUGAAGAGAGAAGAACUGUUGACAUGUACCUCAGGAAGGAACUUGACAGUUUAAAUGCCGAGAAGGAGAACUUGCGCAAUCAGUUGAAGCAAAAUGCUGAAUCCUUGUCUCACGAGCGGGAUGACUUCUUGAGAAAGAUGGAGCGCGAACAUUCAGAUUGGUUUGUCAAGUUUAAUAAAGAAAAAGAAGAUUUUCUUAAUGAUUUUGAGAUUCAGAGGAAAGAGUUGGAAAACAGUAUUUGUAGAAGGAGAGAGGAAGUUGAAAAUUAUUUGAGAGAAAAAGAGGAAGCAUUUGAGAAGGAAAAGAGCAAAGAGCUUCAGAGUAUUGCAUCUCGGAAAGAAGAGAUUGCGAAACAGUUGAAACAUGCUGCAUUAGAGUUGAAGCAACUUGAAAAUGAGAGGAUGGAGAUUGCCCGUGACCGAGAGCAGAGACAGACUGAGUGGUCUGAGAUAAAUCAUUUUAUUGAAGAGCUUAGUGCGCAACGGGAGAAGCUACAGAAGCAAAGGGAAUUAUUGCGUGCUGAUCGUGAGGAAAUUGAUAAACAAAUUCAGUAUCUUCUGAAAUUAGAGCAUUUAAAUAUUGAAUUAGAAAGUAGAAGUCUAUAUACUGAUAAUCCAACAGUGAAUAUUGGAAAUCUUCCCAGUAGAAAAGAAUUUUAUCAUAGAGAAGAGAAAUAUAAAUCAAAUUUUAGUCAAAAUCUUUCGCCACUGAGCAGAAAGAGGCGUGCCCAUGCAGCCUGUAAUGAUUCCAAGUUAGAGCAUGAUAGAAAACAUCUGAAGAAAUUGAGGUAUUAUAUGUAUUUUCUUAAAAUGAUGUUUAAUGUAUAUUUAGACAUGCUAUUUAAUGAAUGUCACACACCAACACCUCUA
Molecule: messenger RNA, 2310 nt
Organism: Phalaenopsis equestris
Lineage: Eukaryota; Viridiplantae; Streptophyta; Magnoliopsida; Asparagales; Orchidaceae
Product: protein CROWDED NUCLEI 4-like
Biological process (GO): nucleus organization
Cellular component (GO): nucleus
Source: RefSeq, a predicted model, not a curated record